AUGAAUAAAGAGAUAUUUUCAAGAGUAUUCAAUAAUUUAGUAUUAAAUAAAUAUAUAUUCAAUCAAGUCAACGAGAUAAACGAUCGAUAUGAAUGUGAUGUUUAUUCAUGGCUUGGCGUCAUCAGAUCACCAGAGAUGAUGAUCACCUAUGGAUAUUUCGAUCAAUUAAAACAAUAUUAUCAACAGAAUCUUGAUCAUAUAUUGUUUCACGAUGAUCAUCUUAUGUAUGAUCAAACGCUAGCGUUUAUGAAAACAGUAGUUGCUGGCAGAUUCGAUAUUUUCAUGUAUAUGUGGGAUUUGUUCAAGAUACUUAAAAGAACCUAUGAUUUCUUAGACGAAAGUGAAGAUAUAUUAAGCAAGAUUGGAAAGAAAGCAGUUAUUCACGAUCGAAUCGAUUUUAUACGAUUUCUAUUGGAGUCAGUCGAUGAAGAUUUGAUUUACCAACUAUUUGAAAUCUCACCGAAAUCACAUAAUUUGGAAAUGGUUCAGUAUCUCACCAAGAUUUAUAUACAACACUUGCCAGGCCAUCAAAGGAUUAGUAUGUAUAACUGCAGUUUAAUCUUAGAUAAUGUUGCUUUUGUAGGGAGAAUCGAUAUGUUCAAAUGGCUGAUCGCCAACAAGUUUGAUAUCUUUAAAGCAUCAUAUCUAUUGCGUAAAUCGGUUCUAGGUGGUAAUAUCGAGUUUGCUCAAUAUCUUUUGGAACACUAUCCAAAGAGUUUAGACUCAACUAACUCUGCAAAUUUAAUUAACUGUGCAGCAAGGGCUGACAGUCUUGAAAUAAUGAAGCUACUACACAAUCAGUAUCAAUUAGAAAUUGAUGUUAGAGCACUCACGAAUGCAGCCAACAACAAUAAUCUUGAAAUGUUGAAAUGGGUGGUUGAAAAUAGUCCAAUGUUGUACACUACAUACUUUGGUAGUCUUAUAAUACAUCAAGCUGUUAAAAACAACAAUUUGGAGAUGGUUAAAUGGUUGACUGAAAAUGCUACAUUCAAAUGUUCAACUUCACCAAUGGAUAUGGCAGCAAAGAAGAAUUAUAUGGAUAUACUAGAGUAUCUGCAUCACAAUCGAACGGAAGGUUGUUCAAAUGACGCAAUGGGAUUUGCAGCAAAGAAAGGCCAUCUUAAUAUUAUAAGAUGGAUACAUGAGAAUAGAACUGAAGGUUGUGAAAAUUUUGCAUUGGAUCAGGCAGCAAUGAAUGGACACAUUGAAGUUUUACAGUGGUUCAAGGAGAAUCGCACUGAAAGAUGUACAAAACUUGCAGUAGACCAUGCUGGAAGCUUAAAAGUUAUGAAAUGGCUUCGUCAAAAUCAAACUGAAUUGAAGUUUACAAAUCCAGAUAUUAUUUCGAGAGCAGCUAAAUAUGGAAAUCUAGACGCUAUCAAAUGGAUAUUGGAAAACUGUAGUUCAAUAGAAUGUAAUCAUUGGUUGAUUACAUAUGCCCUGGAAAACAAUCAUUUCAAUGUCGUAGGAUGGUUACUCAUGAAUCGAAAAGAGUGCAAAGACUAUGUGAUCAAUGAUGAUUUGUUUUUGGACUUGCUGGAAUAUGAUCUCUCGAUAGCACAAUGGAUAUUGGAUAACAGAGAUAUUCCUCUCUAUAAAAUUGUCAAAUAUCAGUCGAUACUCGAAAAUAGUUUACCGAAUUCUUUAACAUCAUUAGAGUUUCUCGAUAAUUAUAUCGCAAUCAAACAACAAGAGAAUCUAAAGAAGAGAAAAUAUAAAAUUUGA
Molecule: messenger RNA, 1725 nt
Organism: Heterostelium album PN500
Lineage: Eukaryota; Evosea; Eumycetozoa; Acytosteliales; Acytosteliaceae
Exons: 1
Coding region: 1-1725 (574 amino acids)
Molecular function (GO): protein binding
Source: RefSeq, a predicted model, not a curated record